Molecule: messenger RNA, 2160 nt
Organism: Eremothecium cymbalariae DBVPG#7215
Lineage: Eukaryota; Fungi; Ascomycota; Saccharomycetes; Saccharomycetales; Saccharomycetaceae
Gene: GAT2
Product: Gat2p
Exons: 1
Coding region: 1-2160 (719 amino acids)
Biological process (GO): regulation of DNA-templated transcription
Molecular function (GO): sequence-specific DNA binding; zinc ion binding
Source: RefSeq, a predicted model, not a curated record
AUGAGUAUUGCCACUACUCCUCCAAUUACAUUUACCAAGACUGCGGCCCAUUUUAGAGGUCCCGGUGGCGAGGAUACUAUUAAGAACAAAACUCUGAGAACUCAACUAAUACCUUCAUCAAAGACCGCUUCAGUCACGCCGCCAUUGAUGGUGGAACAAAGAAGCGGCAGAACGAUCAAUAAAUCCGAAGAUCCUGAGGAUAAAAGAAGGGUAAGUUUGCCUAGUCUCAAUCACUUAUUAAAUUAUAGCCAUAGACAUUCUAAUGUCCGAGAAAGCCUGCUGGAAGAUGUGGGAGGGAGAGAUGCAGAUGCAGAUCCAAAUUCUCCAGGAGGUACAGGUUCUGCUUGCAAAAUUGAAGGAGUUCCAAGCGGGCAUAGAUUUAAUGUUGACAAUGGAUCUAAGGCGACCCCCAGAGCACUGCCUAAUCCCCUGCGUGUCAGCGAUGUCGUCGCUGUAGAUCCGGCGUAUUAUGAUCAACGCCGCGAAUCAUUGGAAUUUCUUGCAGAUACAGCUUUGAAUAGCAGUAAAAGUAGUAGCAUCAGCGGAGUAAGUCCUGAAACUACAAAAGCAUUGCCAGCAGAAGAAAACCCUGGGAAUCCAACCAGCAGUGAAAAUGCUCAAUACCUUGAUCUGAUUGCACAAAUUCUUACCUUAAAGAAUUCCAUAUUUCAGAACUUGUCUAGAUGGCCAAUAGGGGAGACAGGGUCUUCUUCUUUACUCGAAAGCAUCCCAGAAGUAGAACUACAACAGUUAUUAACAGAUUCAAGGAAAUUAACUUCAAUUACCAGGGAUCUAUUACUCUUGAGGACAAAGCAGGAGUCUAUUUCUCCGACUACAAGAAAGCCACAAAAAGCUCAAGUUAAAACAGAAACAUAUCGUGACCCAACACAAAUCACCCUACCUAGUGUAUCACAGUUAACCAAAAGAGGAUUACCAGAACUGUCAAUACCGGGUCCGCCACCAACAAGCCUACCGCCGUUCCGAAAUCCACAUGCCUCGGAACCGAUGCUACAAGGUCCUUAUAAUAGGCAGCCACCUCAAUGGGGAGUUCAAUUACCAGCUUUUAGGUUUCCAAAAGUUGGUGGUAUGAGCGAGGGAUCUCGCCCCUACAUGCAGGGCGAAUCAUCAGGGGGAAUGCUCUAUCAUUCACAGGAAGUACAAUUUGCUCACCAGCAACAACAACAACAGCAGCAUCAGCAGCAUCUAUUACAGCAACAUCAUAGACGAAGCACAAGUGGACCUAUUAGAGGAGGCACGUAUAGCGUUUCGGUAAAACCAUAUUAUCAACAACAACAACAACAACAACAACAACAACAACAACAACAACAACAACAACAACAACAACAACAACAACAACAACAACAACAACAACAACAACAACAACAACAACAACAACAACAACAACAACAACAACAACAACAACAACAACAAUCACACUACCACCACCACCACCACCAACAACAACAGCAGCAGCAGCAACAAACUUCUCGUCCUCCAUCUGUUGCUCAGGGACAACUGCCUCAUCAUCAAUUCACAACGAUGCAUCAACAACGUCAACAAUUUCCACCGCAACAAGAACUUAUUCAUUCAGUAGCGGCAUCUCAGCAAAACGCCGAAGAUACUCUUUCAAACUUGCCCCCACCUGGUAUAUUUCAUCGCCCAUCAGGGAUUCCAGGACCAGGACCUUAUCAGGAACACCCCAGCCAAAGAUCACUUCUGCCUUUGCAACGCCAUAGACAUGUACUAUCAGAGCCUUCUUUACCUACAAUGGUAGUACCGCCACCAGGCCCUCUGAAUCCAGCACCAAGAACUCCAAAUAGGCGUAAAAGGCAAAGGAGAACAGGUUCGACAAGUGGCACCAGCAUUAGCGGGGCUAACACAGGCGUGUGCCUUCAUUGUCAUGAACGUGACACACCUGAGUGGAGGCGUGGUCCAUACGGGAAUAGAACCUUGUGCAAUGCUUGUGGAUUAUUUUAUAACAAGUUGAUCAAGAAAUUUGGUGUGAGGGACGCAAAUAUUAUGAUGCAUUAUAGAAGGCGACUAUUUCCAGAUGAUAGGAGAGUACCCGAUGCCGUUGAGAUUCCUGAAAGUUUUGUACAAAUGAUAAAUGAAAGGACUGACUUGGAUGAACAAUAUGAUGUGAUUCAACCCCCAAAUUGA